GCUGACAAAUACGUUCAUUAUUUGAGAAAUGUUUACCAGGCGGCGGUGACUCCGAAAAUCUGAAGCACUCUCAUGGCACCGUUCGAUCUCGACGCAUGUAUAGAGCAAUUACUCCGGAAACAACUUCUACACGAGGCCUUGUUACGAGAAAUAUGCGAGAAAACAAAGGAGGUUCUCAUGCGGGAGUCGAAUGUCGUGCAUGUUAGUGCACCUGUCACGGUAGUUGGAGACAUUCAUGGACAGUUUUACGAUUUGAUUGAGAUAUUCCGAAUAGGUGGCUACGCGCCACAUACCAAUUACUUGUUCUUGGGAGACUACGUCGAUCGGGGACUGUUCAGUGUCGAGACAAUUUCCCUCCUAACAUGUUUGAAGUUACGAUACCCGGACAGAGUCCAGCUAAUUCGAGGAAACCACGAAUCGAGAGCAGUCACCCAGACUUAUGGCUUCUACACGGAAUGUGUCCGUAAAUACGGCUCUUCGCAUGUUUGGACGUACUUUACGGACAUGUUCGACUUCUUGACGUUGUCAGUCGUGAUCGAUGACCGGAUAUUCUGCGUACAUGGCGGUUUAUCGCCUUCAAUACAUUCCAUUGACCAGAUCAAAGUUGUCGAUCGAUUUCGAGAGAUCCCCCAUGAAGGUCCUAUGGCCGACCUCGUGUGGUCCGAUCCAGACCCGGAGAAAGAAGACUUUGCAAUUUCACCUCGGGGUGCGGGAUACACAUUCGGCUCCGGUGUUGUGUACAAGUUCCUGGAGACCAACAACAUGUCGCAUAUCCUGCGUGCACAUCAGCUGUGCAUGGAGGGUUUCUCCUCACUAUUUGACGGUCAUCUUUCGACUGUCUGGUCCGCCCCGAAUUAUUGUUAUCGAUGUGGCAACUCCGCGAGUAUCCUUGAGGUACGUCCGGAUGGCGAGAAAUUCUUCAACGUAUUCCAAGCGGCACCAGAGAACGAGAGGGAUGGUCCUAGUCAACAGGCUGCUCAAAAUGCAGGCGGAAAGCUUCCGGAAUAUUUCCUGUAACUUAUUGCAAUUUCGAUGUAUACUUAGAUUCCGUCAGAUACCUCAUGUAUGUUUAGCAGGUUGAAUAUCCCCGUUUAGUUAACGCGAUUCGACAUGGACCUUAGCGCAUCAUGAUCAUUCCUCGAUGAUGGUCUACACCAGAAGAUGUAUGGGAGCGGCCCGUUAUCGCACUCUAGCACCCCUGACUUCCGAAGGUGAACCUGUCAAGCAAGGUACCGAGCAGACUCUUGAGGAUGUCGAUGAUCAGGAACAUCGAAGUCGUCGGCGUCGAGUAAACUAUCGACGCCCAA
This is a messenger RNA of Somion occarium, 1307 nucleotides long. NCBI's taxonomy places the organism in Eukaryota, Fungi, Basidiomycota, Agaricomycetes, Polyporales, Cerrenaceae. The record is from the annotation of a GenBank genome assembly.